Messenger RNA from Fraxinus pennsylvanica, 1620 nucleotides. The record is from the annotation of a GenBank genome assembly. NCBI's taxonomy places the organism in Eukaryota, Viridiplantae, Streptophyta, Magnoliopsida, Lamiales, Oleaceae.
AUGGGUUUUGUGAGUACAGUACUAGGUUUUUGUGGAUUUGGAGUUGGCAUUUUAACCGGGAUCACUCUUGGGUACUACUACUACAUCUACUUCCAAUCCAGCGAUGUCAAGGAUCCCACUAUCCGUCCGUUGGUUGAGCAAGAGAAUGAAAGUUUGCAGCGAUCACUUCACGAAAUCCCCUUUUGGAUUAAAAAUCCAGAUUUUGAUCGCAUUGACUGGCUCAACAAGUUCCUUCAACUCAUGUGGCCUUACUUGGACAAGGCAAUAUGCAAGACGGCAAAAAAUAUUGUGACACCCAUUAUUGCUGAGCAAAUUCCUAAAUAUAAAAUUGAAUCUGUGGAAUUUGAAGUACUAACUCUGGGAUCAUUGCCACCAACUUGUCAAGGUAUGAAGGUCUAUGUUACUGAAGAAAAAGAGUUGAUUAUGGAGCCAUUUCUGAAAUGGGCAGGGAAUCCUAAUGUCACAAUUGCUGUCAAAGCAUUCGGACUGAAAGCAACUGUUCAGGUUGUGGAUUUGCAAGUCUUUGGGCUGCCACGUAUAACCCUGAAGACACUUGUUCCAAGCUUUCCAUGUUUUGCCAAAAUUGUCAUCUCUCUCAUGCAGAAGCCACACAUAGACUUUGGGCUUAAGCUUGUUGGGGCUGAUCUCAUGUCAAUUCCUGGCCUGUACAGGUUCAUACAGGAGAUGAUAAAAGAUCAAGUUGCUAAUAUGUAUUUGUGGCCUAAAACCCUUGAAGUACAAAUUCUGGAGCCAACUACAGCUAUGAAGAAGCCUGUUGGGAUUCUUCAUGUGAAUGUUCUGAAGGCAAUGAAGCUGAGUAAGAAAGAUAUGUUGGGUGCAUCAGAUCCAUAUGUCAAACUGAAACUCACUGAAUCGAAGGCUCCAUCAAAGAAGACUACAGUGAGGCACAAGAAUUUAAAUCCCGAGUGGAAUGAGGAAUUUAGUAUGGCUAUCAAAGAUCCAGAAACGCAAGCUUUAGAGAUUUAUGUUUAUGACUGGGAGCAGAUUGGAAAACAUGAUAAGAUGGGAAUGAAUGUAGUUCCUCUGAAAGAACUUACCCCCGAUGAACCAAAACUUAUUACAUUGGAUGUUCUCAAGAACAUGAAUCCAAAUGAUGCUCGAAAUGAUAAGUUGCGUGGGCAGAUUGUGGUGGAGUUAACAUACAGACCUUUCAAGGGGGACGAUUUGCCAAAAGAUGUUGACAAUUCUGGUGCAAUGCAAAAGGCUCCCGAAAGCACACCUCCUGGUGGAGGGGUACUAGUUGUUACAAUUCAUGAAGCUCAAGACGUUGAAGGAAAGCACCACAACAAUCCAUACGCGCGAAUCCUUUUCAAAGGGGAGGAGCAAAAAACUAAGCAAGUAAAGAAGAACAGAGAUCCCAGAUGGGAAGAGGGGUUCACAUUCAUGUUGGACGAACCUCCUUCAAAUGAUAAGCUACACGUGGAGGUACUCAGCACCUCGACAAGAACUGGUCUGCUGCAUCCCAAGGAAAAGUUGGGGUAUGUCGAUAUCAGUCUUGCAGAUGUCGUCAGCAACAAAAGGAUCAACGAGAAGUACAAUCUUGUAGAUUCAAAGAAUGGACAAAUUCAAAUCGAGAUGCAAUGGCAAACACCUUCUUGA